Rubroshorea leprosula is the source of this 752-nucleotide messenger RNA. The record is from the annotation of a GenBank genome assembly. NCBI's taxonomy places the organism in Eukaryota, Viridiplantae, Streptophyta, Magnoliopsida, Malvales, Dipterocarpaceae.
AUUAUUCCAAUUGGUAGAUGUGCUUUCGCAAAUUGCAUGCAUCAGAUUCUGGUUCUAAUUAAAAAGAUAUGAUUUCCACUUACAUGUAUAUAUAAAUUCCCCUCAGGAUGCUGAAAAGGAGGUCAGAAUGUUGAAACAAGAGAUUGAAAUACUCCAGAAAGGCAUCAGCUACAUGUUAGGAGGGGGUUCUGGGACAAUGACACUGGAAGAGCUGCUUGUGCUUGAAAAGUAUCUUGAGAUUUGGAUUUGUAACAUACGUUCAACAAAGAUGGAUAUCAUGUUUCAAGAGAUUCAGUUCUUGAGAAACAAUGAAGAGCUUCUCAAGGCUGCCAAUAAGUACCUUCAGGAAAAGAUGGAGGGGAACACUGGAGUGACUGAUUUUGCAUCAUUUGCCACUAACAUACAAAAUGAUUCAUUUAGUACUUUCAGUAGUACUAACUACUAACACUUCAGUUUAGAGGGAACACUUAUUAUAUAAGUGUGUUGUGUGUAAGCUGGAAUGAUGUUGCUCAAUAAUAUUGAGUUCUCAUCUUUCUUGUGUGGAAAAAGUUACCAUGAUAUAUGUUUAGAUAAUUUGGCCCAUAAUACCACUUACUACUAUAAAAAAAAAAAAAAAAAUCUAUAUGUUGGGUUUUUUUGGAUUGGGUACUGCGAUUAUAAAUGAUGGAAUCUACAUAAAAAAAAAAAAAAAAAAAUCUAUAUGUUGGGUUUUUUUGGAUUGGGUACUGCGAUUAUAAAUGAUGGAAUCUACA